This is a messenger RNA of Grammomys surdaster, 1989 nucleotides long. It is a transcript of the gene Elf3, whose product is annotated as E74 like ETS transcription factor 3. The transcript has 9 exons. Gene Ontology annotation, cellular component: nucleus. Bases 131 to 1306 code for a protein of 391 amino acids. NCBI's taxonomy places the organism in Eukaryota, Metazoa, Chordata, Mammalia, Rodentia, Muridae. Gene Ontology annotation, biological process: regulation of transcription by RNA polymerase II; cell differentiation. The record is from RefSeq and is a predicted model, not a curated record. Gene Ontology annotation, molecular function: DNA-binding transcription factor activity, RNA polymerase II-specific; sequence-specific DNA binding.
GGGAGCGCUCUGACCACUCUCAUCACUGCUACCUGGCGGAGCCUUCCACCGCUUAGAUUUCUUCCCUUCCUGUGGCCCCAGAAGCCUGCUCACCCGCCUGCCACACCGAACCCUGACACUCGGGGGCCUCAUGGCUGCCACCUGUGAGAUCAGCAACGUUUUUAGUAACUACUUCAACGCCAUGUACAGUUCAGAAGACCCCACCCUGGCUCCUGCUCCUCCGACUACCUUUGGCACUGAAGACUUGGUGUUGACCCUGAACAACCAACAGAUGUCACUGGGAGGUCCAGGAUCUCAGACAAGAUCCCAAAGGGACAGAACUGAUCCUCUGGCUGUACUCCACCUUGCAGAGAAGGCAAGCUGGACCGGAGAGCGGCCCCAGUUCUGGUCGAAGACCCAGGUACUUGACUGGAUCAGCUACCAGGUGGAGAAGAACAAGUAUGACGCCAGCUCCAUCGACUUCUCCCGCUGCGACAUGGAUGGAGCCACCCUCUGCAGCUGUGCGCUGGAGGAGUUGCGUCUAGUCUUUGGGCCUCUGGGAGACCAACUCCAUGCCCAGCUUCGGGACCUCACCUCCAGCUCUUCUGAUGAACUCAGCUGGAUCAUCGAGUUGCUGGAGAAGGACGGCAUGGCCUUCCAAGAGGGCCCAGGAGACUCCGGCCCCUUUGAUCAGGGAAGUCCUUUUGGCCAGGAGUUACUGGAUGAUGGCCGCCAGGCCAGUCCCUACUACGGCAGUACCUAUGGCCCUGGAGCGCCCUCCCCUGGUAGCUCUGAUGUCUCCAUUACAGGGACCGCUACUUCCCAGAGUUCCCACUCCUCUGACUCCGGUGGAAGUGAUGUGGACCUGGACCUCACUGAUAGCAAGGUCUUCCCUAGAGACGGCUUUCCUGACUAUAAGAAGGCAGAACCCAAGCACGGAAAGAGGAAACGGGGGCGUCCCCGAAAGCUGAGCAAAGAAUAUUGGGACUGCCUGGAGGGCAAGAAAAGCAAGCACGCCCCCAGAGGUACUCACCUGUGGGAGUUCAUCCGGGAUAUCCUUAUCCACCCCGAGCUCAACGAAGGCCUCAUGAAAUGGGAGAACCGGCAUGAGGGCGUGUUCAAGUUUCUUCGCUCAGAGGCCGUGGCCCAACUAUGGGGCCAAAAGAAAAAGAACAGCAACAUGACCUAUGAGAAGCUGAGCCGGGCCAUGAGGUACUACUACAAACGGGAGAUCCUGGAACGGGUGGAUGGCCGGCGGCUCGUCUACAAGUUUGGCAAGAACUCCAGUGGCUGGAAGGAGGAAGAGGUUGGAGAGAGUCGGAAUUAACAGUCUGGGCUGGACCCAGGACCUGACACCAGCAUAAACUCCAGAACUGAAGCCUUCCUGGAAGGACAGGCAGGCCUGAAGGCCCCCUUACUGUGGAUGUGUUCCCUGUGUUGCUGUAGAGGAAGACCUUGUUGGGCGUGUCCUCAGAAGUAUCCUGAAGUGCAGCCUUUGGCCUCUCCUCGCCCUCUUGGAAUUACAAGCCUCGAGGUUUGAACCAACUUGUUCACUCUCCAGCUGUGAAUCCAGUUCCUUCUAGUCCCAACACUGACUGCAGAAGAGACCCACCUGCAGAUGCCUGGCCUCAGCCAAGGAGGCUGGGGAGACUGUGGGAGGAGAGACUGCAGGGACAGAGGGGACAGGGUUGUGUCCUCCAGUACUUCUCGGACUGGCUUCCAUCUCUCUGCUGCUUAGUACUCAGGCUCCACAGACGGGGGUCGGGGCAUCCCUAAUUUAUGUGCUAUAAAUAUUUCAGGUGUAUAUAGAGAGCUAUUUUUUCUAAUGCAUUUCCCCCUCCCUGCUCUUCUCCACUGAGUGCUGGUGGCCAAACUGAUUGUUCUAGGGCCCCUAACUGGACCAGCGAGAAGUUGGGUGAUGCCAGAGGCCCCAAGAUGGGGCUCCUGGAUCCCCUUUCCUGUGAAUGGAGGCUGAAACCUCCAAUAAAGUGCCUUCUGGGCUUUUUCUAA